AGAGCCCUUCUACCUACGUCUUCAGCUUCGCCUGGAAAAGAGACGAGAAAGAGGCAGGCGAGACGUGGCGAUACUGAUAAUCCACCAAGAACUGCAAACAAGAGAAGUCCUGCUGUGUUCAACUAUACUUCGCUGUCAAGAAACGUGGGACAUCUCAGUACAACUCACCCCAUCAUGCCUCGAGCUCUCUUUCUCUUUCUCCUCCUAUUUGCUCUAGGACUGGGUCGCGUCUCAGCAAUCAACCUCCGCUAUGCGCCCCUUGCACCACCAAAACCAACAAAGGCUCCUUCGCGAAACGGCACAACCAUCUUGAACGACGACCUUGAAAGACGACAAGCCACCUCCGUAACCUCCGUGUGUGGAUACUACAACGGCGACCCGACAAAGUCGAGGACAGCAGACCCGGGCUUCGGCUGUCGCCUUGAUAUCGACCGCGGGCUUUGGGGCUUCUGUCCCACGACCGUCAUCUCUGCCAAAGAUUGCGGGCUGGCCGGCAACUGCGUCGACUCGCAAAACUGCAAGUCCGGCUGCGGCAAGACGGGCAUCGCAGGCCUGACGACUUUCACUUGUGCAACAGAUAGAUUCUGCUCCACCGUUCUUCUCGAAGGAGGAUUCGAAGGAGGCUUCUCCUACAUUGCGUGCGGCAACACAGCGACAGUAGAAACGUUGCUCAAGGAACCCAUCGUCACACCCUCAGCACCCUCAACUAUUGUCGCGACUACGGUAAUCAUCACCCCGACUGACGCCGCCACCACCACAACACAAUCAUCUGCGUCAACUUCCUCGUCAACAUCAUUCCGUACUUCUGCCCCGUCCUCAAGCGUUUCUUCUUCCGCAACGCAAACCACUUCCCCAGCAAGCCAAACAACCUCCCCAACAGACGGAGCCACCUCGUCCUCGGGAUCAAGCAACACAGGACCCAUCAUCGGCGGCGUCGUGGGCGGCGUCGCAAUCAUCUGCGUCACGAUCGUCGUCGCAAUCUACAUAAUGCGGCGUAACAAGCGUGCAGAAGCGGAAGAACCUCGUGAGAAGAGAGGAAGCCGCUUCAGGUCGUGGGGCCGGUCGUCGUCGAAGCCUCCUAACUAUGAACAGAGCGAAGCGGUUCGGACGGACACACAAGAAUACGGCGGUGCCGGACAGAAUAAAAUGUACGCCGGGUGGGGUCCGUCUGAAGUAUAUGGAUCAGAGCCUCGAAGAGAUCCCACAGCUCCGGUUGAGUUGCCGGGUGCUUCCCCUGUAGAGCUUCCUAGUCGGAGAGGUUAAUGAAUGUUAAUGGUAAGGUUGUGUAUAUGGAGAGGUGACAGAUCUAGUCAACUGAGUUGUGAGAUAAUGGGGAACGGGGGAACCCAAAGGUACGAGAUGAGCAUCGCUUUUGAACUAUUACAUACUAUCUUCAAAACCUACAUCCAAGUCUAUAUGGUCGAGAUGGUACCCGAUGCGUCUCAUUUGUGCGCAUGGUACCAGCGGCGGCCGCCAAUGUAAUUUGUAAACGAUUUUUGUGU
Molecule: messenger RNA, 1502 nt
Organism: Colletotrichum phormii
Lineage: Eukaryota; Fungi; Ascomycota; Sordariomycetes; Glomerellales; Glomerellaceae
Exons: 2
Coding region: 175-1263 (362 amino acids)
Source: RefSeq, a predicted model, not a curated record